Messenger RNA from Pangasianodon hypophthalmus (striped catfish), 2993 nucleotides. RefSeq names its product regulation of nuclear pre-mRNA domain containing 1B (gene rprd1b). The record is from RefSeq and is a predicted model, not a curated record. Gene Ontology annotation, biological process: mRNA 3'-end processing. Lineage: Eukaryota; Metazoa; Chordata; Actinopteri; Siluriformes; Pangasiidae. Gene Ontology annotation, cellular component: RNA polymerase II, holoenzyme. Gene Ontology annotation, molecular function: RNA polymerase II complex binding. The transcript has 8 exons. Bases 285 to 1283 code for a protein of 332 amino acids.
UAGCUUACGAAGUGGAGGGAGCAAAAUUAAAACUGUUUUUUCGGACGUGAAGUGGACAAACUCCACACCGGCCAUCUUUGCUAACUUAGCUAGCUCUCCUUGCUAGCGGGAAAAACUCUCCUGGACUCCAUAAAAAAGGUUCAGCUAACUAUCAGAUCUUCAAGCAAAGCCGAAGGUUCAUUCAUUCAUCCAGCCACGUCAUGUAUUAACACCGCCGCUGAGCAAUCAGACCCAGAGGUUCCCCUGGUUGUAUUUGGCUCUCCGGUUUAGCAUUUCACGUCAUCAUGUCGUCGUUUUCUGAGUCUGCAUUGGAGAAGAAGCUGUCCGAGCUGAGUAACUCGCAGCAGAGCGUUCAGACGCUGUCGCUGUGGAUCAUACACCACCGCAAACAUUCAGGCGCCAUCGUCCGUGUGUGGCAUAAAGAGCUGAAAAAAGCCAAAAGCAGCCGGAAGCUGACCUUCCUUUACCUCGCCAACGACGUCAUUCAGAACAGCAAGAAGAAAGGACCCGAGUUCACGCGGGAUUUUGAAGGCGUCCUCGUUGAUGCCUGCUCACAUGUAGCGAGAGAAACAGAUCAGAGCUGCAGGAAGCACAUGGAGAGGCUGUUGAACAUCUGGCAGGAGCGCAGUCUCUACCGCGCAGAUUUCAUCCAGCAGCUCAAACUGGCCAUCGAGGACUCCAACAGCCCCAGACACAAAGCUGCAGCAGAUGAGAAGAAGGGGUUGAAAAGAACGUUCCAGAAGGUUCAGGAAGAGGAAGAGGAAGAUGAUGACGAUGAUUACAGGGCUCAAUAUUCUCCGCACGAGACAGACGCCACCGGCCCACAGCUGACGGAGGAGCUGGUUAAAGCCCUGCAGGAUCUGGAGAACGCUGCGUCCGGCGACGCCACGGUGCGCCAGAAGAUCGCCUCUCUGCCUCAGGAAGUGCAGGACGUCUCUCUGCUGGAGAAGAUCACAGAUAAGGAGGCAGCAGAUAAGCUAUCUAAGACGGUGGAUGAAGCGUGUCUGCUGCUGGCUGAGUACAACGGGAGACUGGCGGCCGAGCUGGAGGACCGCAGACAGCUGGCCCGCAUGCUCACCGAAUACAUCAACAGCCAGAAGGAGGCGCUGAGCGAGAGGGAGAAAAAACUCGAGGAGUACAAGCAGAAGCUGGCGCGAGUCACUCAGGUGCGCAAAGAGCUCAAGUCUCACAUCCAGAGCCUGCCCGACCUCUCGCUCCUGCCCAGCGUCACCGGAGGACUGGCACCGCUGCCCUCGGCGGGAGAUCUCUUCUCCACUGACUGAUCAGUUCUUCUCUCUUCAUCCCUCCAUCCUCAGUCUGGACUCUGAUUCCACCAUCACCAGCCGAUCAGCUGAUACCAGGCCAAAUCCUCACCCUCUGGCCUUUGUGUUCGGAUUUUAGAAGAACAAAAAAAUUUCUGCUGAGUUUUCACCAACACAGCGAACGUGAACGUGACUCUGCUGUCUUAUCAUUAUUAGAAUAUUUUUGGGUUUUUGUUUUUUUAGUUUUACUGUUUUAGGGUGUGAUUUGGCUUUAUUUACUUAUUAAUAAUCCCAUGAGGUGUCUGUAUGGCUUGCUUUUUUUUUUUUUUCCCCUUUUUUUUUUCAUUUGCACAGUUAUACAGACUAGGUAGCUGAAAUAAAUGAAAUAAACAGCUAAGUGACAGACCCUCAUCAUCAGGUUGGAUUGGCACUAAUUAGGACUGGGCGAUAUACUCCGAGUGUGGUGUUAUCACAAUCCUGAACCUUCUUUGGAGAAGUAUAGCUCGUACAUAUGAACCUUUUGUGUUAAAGAAAUAGUAAUAGUUCAUAAAAAAAUCAAAUUUAAACAAGUUUCUAAACGUAGCCGAUCAGCCAUGACGCGUGUGGUUUCUGAUGUUUGCUCCUUUUGGAGCUAUAAUAAGCAAUGGAAAUCUAUCUGAACCAAAAUUUUUCCUCAAACCAUGACGCACUGUGACUUUCUGUAAUCUGUAAAACAUGAACGUUAUGAGGGCGGCCAUCUUGAAUAAUGUAUGUUAUACUGUUUUACCUGGUGCAUUGAUUUGGAGGUGUAUUGAUUAGAAAAGCUUUUGGGUGACAGACUUCUAUUACUUGUUAGUACUUAUGACACUCUGUUAACGAAAUAGUAAUACUUUGGCAAAUGGUCAAAUUUACACAAGUUUCCUCUUACGCCAGAUGGAGCUACGAGAAGUAACGGAAGUCGGUCUCACCCAAAAUGCUUUCUGUAAAUAUCUUCCUCAAACCACGUACAGUUCUCGGAUACAGUGUGACUUCCUGUAAUCCAUAAACAUAAACUGAACUUCACCCUGUUGCUGAAUGCUGGAACAUUGCUUUAACGUUACGAAGGCAGCCAUUUUGGACAGGCUCCGCCUCCCAAAGUUUGAAGAUGUAAUUGCACUUGAAAGCUAGAAGUGAUGUAGAUGCUAAUAGACAGUAUUUCUGUACUGAAUAUACUGUACUGUGUUAUAUAACCCAUUGAUUUUGGUGUUAUUUUUUAAAGAUUUUGGGUGAUUAUAGACUUCCAUUACUUAUCAGCCAAGACAUUUUGGAUGUUUUCUUGAACUGGAACGACAAAAACUAAGAACGGAAAUAUGGAAAUAUGUUUCCUCAAACCAUGAUACAGUGUAACUUCCUGUAAUCUAUAAAUCUGAACUAAACAUCACAGUGUAGCUUAACCCUGGAACGUUUAUGACAGCAGCCAUCUGUCAGCUACAAUCUUCUUUUUUUUUUUUCUUUCACCUCUGAAAGUUUGAUAUUGGAAGUUUAGCUGAUGCAUAAUACCUAAUGCGUUGAUUUGGCUAUGUAUUUAUUAGAAAACGUGGCAUAGAUUUCCAUUACUUGUUAGUACAUAUGAAACUUUUGUCUUAAAUAUUAGUAAUAGUUCAGCAAAAAAAAAAAAAAAAAUCCAAUUCACACAAGUUUCUCCUUACAGAAAAUUUGAGUUCUUGGACACAGUGUGGUUUCCUGGAAUCAAUAAACAUUAACAAAACUUCA